AGGGCGGGGGGGGCACCACCAUCGCAACACCCCCUCCUUCCGCCCCCUCCACUCACAGGAAGCGAAUUAAAAAUCUUUCAUAUCUUCACCAGCCAGCGCUGCUGCAGCACACGCGCUCACCGCGGGCCUUGAGCAGACCUGAGCAACAACCAUCAGGGACCCAGCGUCACCGGGAGUCUUCUUCAUUGGCGCCGAGGAUUCUGCCUUUUACCUCCUGUUCCAUGGUGCAAGGGCUUCGCCACCGGGAGCGUCAGGGAUUGCGCGCCGCGCCACCGUCCCCCUCCGUCCGCCGCCGCCGCCGCCGCAGCGACUCGCGCUCCCGGUCCCGCUCCUGGCCGCUCCGUGUCGAGUGAUGCUCGGCUUGCAGCGCCGGAUGCUCCCCGCUGCCUCCGGAUCGUCGACGAGCGAACCUCCACUGACCGCAGACCCCCAUUUUCGGCGGAAACCUUCCCAGGGCUAUAGGGCUACAUAUGGAAACUGGGGAUCAGAAUUUUAGGAAAAAGCGGAAUCCAAUCGGUUGACUUUCAUUUCUCUUCCAAUUCUCUCCGUCCCUGCAGUUGAUUAGCCGCCGGAGCGUCAAGUGGGUCAUGGUUCUGGUUCUGACCUCACGAUUUUAGACACAAUCUCGCUGUAACUCCCGGACUCCUCGCACUAUUAUGUCAUCGCUUCUCUUCUGACUGGAGCGCCCCAUCACUCCGUGCGCGCAGCUCAACUGGUUCCAUUCCCCAGAACCACCGUCGGGUUCAGGCCUGUGGAGUCCUGAUCAGAGUCUGAAGGGGAGUCAAAGUUAACCCGGGCAGGAGAGCGAGGCCACAGUCUGCUCUCCCCACCACCCAAACAAACCUACCACCUUUUUUUCUCUUGUUGUGGUUCUCACCCAAACGCAACCAUAAGGUUCCUACCGCAUCCUCCUCCUCCUUCCUCCCUCUCCUUCCGCACCGGUAUAUCCCGCUUUUUCGGUUUGAUUUGGUCCCGCAAAUUUUCAAAUAUUUACUUCCUGUACAUCAAGAGGAAAGGGGGUCCCCCUUUCAUGGAAUGCGGAAACAUGGGUCUGUUCGACCGCGGAGUCCAGAUGCUGCUGACCACGGUGGGCGCCUUUGCGGCCUUCAGUCUGAUGACCAUCGCGGUCGGCACGGACUACUGGCUCUACUCCCGCGGCGUCUGCAGGUCCAAGUCCAUGAACGACAACGAGACCAGCAAGAAGAACGAGGAGGUGAUGACGCACUCGGGUCUUUGGAGGACCUGCUGCUUGGAAGGAAACUUCAAGGGGAUGUGUAAACAGAUCGACCACUUUCCCGAGGAGACGGACUAUGAAGCAGAUCCAUCAGAGUACUUCUUACGUGCGGUGCGGGCUUCCAGCAUCUUCCCCAUCCUCAGCGUCAUCCUGCUCUUCAUGGGAGGCUUGUGUAUAGCUGCCAGCGAGUUCUACAAGUCACGCCACAACAUCAUCCUCAGCGCAGGGAUCUUCUUUGUGUCCGCAGGCCUGAGCAACAUCAUCGGGAUCAUCGUGUACAUAUCAGCCAACGCGGGCGACCCAUCCAAAAGCGACUCCAAGAAGAACAGCUACUCGUACGGCUGGUCCUUCUACUUCGGCGCCCUCUCGUUCAUCAUGGCGGAGAUGGUGGGCGUCUUGGCUGUGCACAUGUUCAUCGACCGCCAUCGGCAACUGCGGAUAGGCGCGCGCGCCGCCGACUACCUCCAAAGCUCUGCCAUUACACGGAUCCCCAGCUAUCGCUACCGCUACCGGCGCCGCUCGCGCUCCUCUUCCCGCUCCACAGAGCCCUCGCAGUCCCGCGACGCCUCACCGGUGGGCCUUAAGGGCUUCAGCGCACUGCCAUCCACAGAGAUCUCCAUGUACACGCUGCCUCGGGACACCCUCAAGUCUUCCGGCACGCCCACCGCCACCUACAACUCGGAGAGGGACCACAACUUCCUCCAAGUCCACAACUGCAUCCAGAAGGAGAAAGACUCGAGUCACACCAACACAGCAAACCGCCGCACCACACCGGUAUGAGGGCGGGGCCUGGAGCACCUGAGGCGCGACGGAUCUCCAUGUUUAUAGACGUUUGUUCUUUUCGUCCAGCUGCAUGACUUUUCCAUUAGCAUUGUUGCGAGGGUUCCGACAAGUCUGCCGAGAUCCUGGAGGUUGGUUCCAAGGUCAAGGCCGUUUCCACGAGGGAGUCGGCCAUUACUUCAUUAGCUUAGACUGUUUUGCCGACAGUUGGUUCGGCGCCACUGGUCAAGCUAGCGCGCCGCUCAUUUUUUUAAUUUCAUUUUGUUUUCAUUGAAACUGUGAAUUAUUACAGUUUGGGAUCGAGUAAGACGUAGCCCAAUCUGUAAUCAAACAAAAGGUACUAUAUAGAUAUAUAUAUGUAUUACUUUUCUAUAUAAAUGAAUAAUACUGAAGCAAAAAAGAAAUAUUCAAGUGCUGUAUACGGGAAAGUCUUGUAGGUACUGACGCCGCCAGUGGCAGUAGAACAAUAUCUAUCUCUCAACGGAACCUCCUCGUCUUUCACUCGCACACUGCCGCACGUCUUUCCGCCCGCGAAAAGAAAGCGGCGGAAGGGAGCGCAAAGAAGAGGACGCCAUAAGACGAAAACGAAAAUAAACACGGAAUAGUACACCAGAAGCUCACAACUACAGAAAUUAAAUGCAUGCUAUGAAAUUACUGCAAACCUGGUGAACUUUCAAUGAACUUGAGUUUUCAAGGGGAGAAGCAGGAGUAUAGAUGCGCUUUUCAUUUCUAGUCAUUGAUUCUGUUGCUUUCUGGAGAGAAACCAAAUGAUCUUUUCGAGGAAAUGAUUUCAUUUUUGAUGUUGGUUCUGUUUGGUCCGGGAUGAACUCACACAGCCUUAGCCAUUUCUUUGUUUUUGGUUGUUCAAAUUGAAAAUCUUUAAAGGUGCCAAAAAACCGAAUGAUCCUUUACUUGGAUGCAUCAAGUCCUGAUGAAUAAAAAACAAACCCUAGGGGGAAACAAAUGUGGCGUGCGUGGCUGUGUUUUCACGUCGGAGUGAGGAGGUCUGGCAGCCUGGUGCAACAGGGAGGGAGGGGAUACAGACAAGGCCUCAGAAGGCUCCGGGUGAGGAUGUCCAGUUGGGGGAACAAUGUUUGGCAGCCUGGUUCAGGGUCAGAGGUGCGCAGCGGAGCAGGCCUCUUUAAGAUGGUAAAGGCAAUGAAGGGGUCGUGGAGGCAGCAGACCUUAACACCCAGUCCGUACGGAAUUGGUGGCGUCGCUCCUCGCGCUGACAACAGCUGACUCUUUACGCAACACCGGCCUGAGAACGCUUGGGAGGAACUGUGCUGAACAACACCGACCUAUUUGUGGGACAAAAAGUCUCCGGCGGGUUUAUUAUUCAUGGCGCGUGUAAGGUUGAGCUGAGUGCAGCGAGGGCUCUGGUGGGAGCUUUAAAAAUGAAUAAGGGCAUUCCCAGCAUAAGAGGGACGCUCCUGUGAGCAACGUUGGGCCACUCCACCUCGCACACCAACCAGCAACAGAUCUGACAGCUGCGAGACGGCUUCUCCCAAGGGUCGACCCUUCCUUGCCGAACUGUGGCGGGAGAAGCUUGACAUCACCCGUUCAUUUCAGGCUGCAGUGAAAUCGGCUCGUGCUAGCGUCUCCCAUGCUGGGACCGGAUCCGAGUCACAGGCCAAAACAAUACACACGGCACACACCCACCAGGCCGGACGCACAGGACAAGAAGACAAGAAGCCACCACAGUCCCUCCCCAAGUUCACGGACGUCUGUCCAGGUCUGUUCCUCUCCUCUCUGUAUUCAAGUGGUGAAGCGGCUGAAACAAAUUCCCCGCCUCAUCUCGGGGCUCAUGGCAGAGGGAGGCUGGAUUUAGUGGAAGUCGGACGUGCCCUUGAACGCUCAGCUCGGUAUUUUGGCAGACGUGCAGAGUUGGACACUGCUCAAUAACAAUGUCGGCGAGGUGGAUUUACUGUCUAUGAAGAGAUUUCUCCAGCCCAAGUCUUAAAGGGAUCACACAGACCAGACACAACUUUGGUCGGAAUGGGAGCGGAUCAGACGGUUGUCCUGAGCUGAGGGUUUCAUCUCGGGUUACAUCAAAACUUCUCCACUGGCGACUGCAUUUAUUUCUUGCCAAAGUGAAUAUUAAAUAGCAUUG
Synchiropus splendidus (mandarinfish) is the source of this 4127-nucleotide messenger RNA. It is a transcript of the gene cacng2a, whose product is annotated as calcium channel, voltage-dependent, gamma subunit 2a. Gene Ontology annotation, cellular component: AMPA glutamate receptor complex; postsynaptic density membrane; voltage-gated calcium channel complex. Gene Ontology annotation, molecular function: voltage-gated calcium channel activity; channel regulator activity. Bases 1031 to 2014 code for a protein of 327 amino acids. NCBI's taxonomy places the organism in Eukaryota, Metazoa, Chordata, Actinopteri, Syngnathiformes, Callionymidae. Gene Ontology annotation, biological process: positive regulation of synaptic transmission, glutamatergic; neurotransmitter receptor internalization; transmission of nerve impulse. The record is from RefSeq and is a predicted model, not a curated record. The transcript is spliced from 4 exons.